Molecule: messenger RNA, 1071 nt
Organism: Candidozyma duobushaemuli
Lineage: Eukaryota; Fungi; Ascomycota; Pichiomycetes; Serinales; Metschnikowiaceae
Gene: PPG1
Product: putative serine/threonine-protein kinase
Exons: 1
Coding region: 1-1071 (356 amino acids)
Biological process (GO): peptidyl-serine dephosphorylation
Cellular component (GO): FAR/SIP/STRIPAK complex
Molecular function (GO): protein serine/threonine phosphatase activity
Source: RefSeq, a predicted model, not a curated record
AUGACCAUCCCUUUCCUGAUCCCCGUGCUGGAUCUAGAUUAUUGCCUAGAGCAACUCCUUCAGCAUAAACCGCCAAAAAUCUUGCCAGAAGAGACUGUGCUGCAGCUAUGUCACCAACUCAAGAGCCAGCUUUUAGGCGUACCCAAUAUCAUGUCUUUAUCUUCCCCUUGCACUUUGGUCGGCGACAUACACGGUCAGUUUCACGAUCUACUAGAAAUUUUUAAGGUGGGCGGAUCGCCUCCUGACACCAACUAUUUAUUUUUGGGCGAUUAUGUUGAUCGAGGAUACUACUCGGUUGAGACAAUCUCGCUUCUAAUAGCGUUGAAGCUAAGAUAUCCUGAAAGAGUCUUUCUUAUUCGAGGCAACCACGAGUCCCGAACCAUCACAACGAAUUAUGGGUUUUACACAGAAGUCUUGAACAAAUACAAUGGUUCCCUCAAAGUGUGGCAGUAUAUCACGGAUUUGUUUGACUACCUUCCCUUAGGUGCAACCAUAGACGGGAAGAUUUUUGCAACUCACGGAGGACUCUCGCCUUCGUGUCAGCUUCUCGACCAGAUUCGAGCCAUAGACAGGUUCAAAGAAGUACCCCACGAUGGUAUCAUGGCUGAUUUGGUCUGGUCGGACCCCGAUCCUGAAAUUUUGGAUUUCAAAUUGUCUCCUAGAGGCGCUGGUUACUUAUUUGGAUAUGACGUGAUGAGAAAGUUUAAUCAUGACAACGACCUUUCCCAAUUGGUUCGGGCUCAUCAACUCUGUAAUGAAGGUUUUGUCAGCUACUGGCACGGCAUGUGCCUCACGAUCUGGUCUGCGCCCAACUACUGCUACAGAUGCGGAAACCGUGCCAGUGUCUUGGAAAUCUCGCAUUCCAAUUAUACAUCCAAGGCAAGUCAUCCUCAAGACAUCUUGCCCGGCCAGUACUGUAAUGUUUUCGAAGCGUCUCCUGAAAAUGACGAGGACACCAUUGAGGGACGUGGUGUGAACGGUGUGAGCUCUGACAGCUUCAACUCAAGCAAGGAUAUAUUCAGCGCAUACUUCAAUGGCCGCGGACGUACUCUGGUAGAGUACUUCCUCUGA